Molecule: messenger RNA, 1631 nt
Organism: Alligator mississippiensis (American alligator)
Lineage: Eukaryota; Metazoa; Chordata; Crocodylia; Alligatoridae
Product: centromere protein Q
Exons: 9
Coding region: 185-1039 (284 amino acids)
Source: RefSeq, a predicted model, not a curated record
GGGGACUCGUACCUGCCGCGUCCCGGCCCGGACGGGAGACGCCACAAGCAGCCCCGCGCAUGCGCGGCAACGGCUGCAGGCGCACGCGCACUCGGAAGGCUGCGCAUGCGCGGAGCAACGCGGGAAAACCGUCCUGACAACGGUUUGUGCUCCCAGCGGUGGGUGCGUGGGGAGCUCUGCGGCCAUGAAGCGUCAUCUUGCUCCUGCCAGUAAGGCAAGAAAAUCAGUUGGAGAGGGAGCAGCAAGAUCCAAGAGUAAAUUACGACAGCCCUCAGAAACUGUCAGCAAAAGAAAAGGAACAGAUGGAGGAAAAAGGAAACGGACACAAGAGGGAGAGGUCAAACAGACAGCCAAGAAGAGAGGAAAGCAAUACAGGGAGCAGUCCCCUGAAGCAGAAAUGGCAUCUGGGAAAACAAAAAGGGUGAAAAAGGCCACUAGCAAAACAGCAGAUUGGCAGCCUCUUUCAGAAAGCAGCAGGGAGAUCUUGGACUCCAUGAUGGACUCAGUAAUACUAUCUAUUCUGAGUCAGGAACUAAUAGCAAAAGAAGAUAUUCAAAAGCAUCUCGACCUCUUGAAAGAAAGGCUACAGAGACAUUUCAAGAACCUAAAGGUGCCUUCGGGGAAGCUCGGCAACUUGAAAAAUGUAGUGAACCUCAAGGUGCAGGAAAAACAGAAGCUCGCAUCCAAUGAAGAGUCGUUGGCCUUACUGAAGGAAGAAAUUGAGAAAGCUGUGCAAGCAGCAGAGCACACAGAUGAGAAUAUUCAGAGUCUGCAGGACAAAAUUCGGAUGCUCCGGAAUGAGUUAGAGGAAGAGGAAAACAAGGCUAAAAUGGUUUUCCAGGGAAGUGGCAGAGGGGUGCUCAACCUCCCAGAGCUACCAACGAACAGUCUGGAGGCACCUAUUCUGCAGGAGGAGAUUUUGAAGAUCCCAAACCAGACAGGAGUUUUGCAGAACUUGAAUACCAUCCAGCGCUCAGCUGAGAUGAGGAACAUGUUGAGUCUCCUUAAACAGGCCUAUGAAAAAGUGGACUCCCUUUGAGGAACCCAUACACUGAAGUCUGCCUUUAAGACAACUUUAUCUUGUGCUAAGAAAUGCUGUUCCUGUAACAAUGUUUUUGCUCCUAAGGACUUAACUUGUAUGGUAACUAGGUGUCUUAGUCAAACUUUUAUCAGAUAAAUAUUGGAAAAAUAUGUUGACAGACGCUCAGUGGAACGGCAGUGAUAUGCGGCAUUCCCAUUGGAAUAAGAUAAGCAGAACUGAUCUGUCCAUGUAGACAUUUACAGUGUAUAUGUUGCCUUUAUUAAUACAACAGAGUUAAAACUCACAUUUACCUUUUUGGAAAGCCUUUUUUUUUCUUUAGAGAACUAUCUUGAGAAGUGACGGACAAACAGCAGGUUUCACUAGCUCUUAAUAUUCUUUUUUUUGUAAUAUUUUUCCUUUUUGGGCGAGGACUUCUGUCUCAUUGUAUCAGACCUCUCCUGUCAGGGCUGUAAAUUUACCAUUUCAUAGGAACCUCACAUUCACUUCAAACAGGAUUUAAUGCUCCCCUUUUAAGGUGAACCAUGUAAUUGAUAUAUAUUUUUAAUGAGUAGUUGCUAAUCCACAAUAAAUGUCCUUUUUUCAAACAAAA